AUGCUUAAAGAAAAAUUAGAACUUUUAAACAAAGAAUUCGCCCUUUUAAAAACCAAAAUCACCACCAAAUUAGCCAGCAAAGACCAAGCCUUACAGCAAACUAACUCUUUAUUAGCUGAAGCUCACCAAAAAGCCGAAACCCUCACUAAGGAAAACCAAGAAAAUGAAAAGCCUAAUAUGCUCCACCAACAAGUAUUAACGGCCUGGAAUGACCUCAAAACCAAGUUCUUCCGUCACUCAUUAGCACCGGAAGAUAAAGCCAAUUGA
Ambispora gerdemannii is the source of this 267-nucleotide messenger RNA. NCBI's taxonomy places the organism in Eukaryota, Fungi, Glomeromycota, Glomeromycetes, Archaeosporales, Ambisporaceae. The record is from the annotation of a GenBank genome assembly.